UCAGUGAUCACCAUCAGAUUGCCAACUCUUGCAGGGCGUCUGCAUUCAACAAAUAUAAUCAUCGAAAGAGAGAAGAAUAGAAAGAGACGGGCUCCUAUCUUCCUUCCAACUUUGCUUCCCCAACCCGGUAUCAUCCACGCCAACUUUCUUCGCUUUCAUCGUCGAAGUGCCGUCCUUUUCAGCAUCCUUCCCUGUGUCUCUCUGCCGCUGUCUCUACGUCCCAAAAUUAAGCGAAGUAAAGGAAUCAGAAGAGGACUUUAUUCUCUGACGCCAACUUUCUUCGCUUUCAGCGUCAAAUGCCUUCCCUUUCAGCAUCUCCAACUUUGCAUCUUUCCUAUAUCUCUCUUUCUUUUUUGGUGAUCUCCGCAACGUUUUAGCUACCAGCGCGCGCGGCGGCGGCAGAGAAAGAUCCCAGCUUUGGCGAUCCCGAGGCCGUUCCGGCUACCAGCAAGCGCGGAGGCGUAGAAAGAACCCUCAUUUCGAGAUAUCGAGGAUGCUGCGCUCGUGCUUGAGGCCGCUGGAGCGAUGCUCCGGGAGGCUCGGCGGCGGCGACGGGCUGCUGUGGCACAUGGAUCUUAAACCCCAUGCCUCCGGCGAGUUCUCCAUCGCCGUCGCCCAGGCCAACGUCUCCCUCGAGGACCAGGGCCAGGUGUUCGCCUCCCCUUCCGCCACCUACAUCGGCGUCUAUGAUGGCCACGGCGGCCCCGAGGCGUCUCGAUUCAUCAGCAACCGCCUUUUCUCCCAUCUCGAUCGGUUCGCGUCGGAGCAAGGGGGCUUGUCCUCGGAGGUGAUCAAACGAGCGUUUGACGCGACGGAGGAGGAGUUUUUGUAUCUGGUGAAGCGGUCAUGGCGGUCACGGCCACAGAUGGCGUCGGUGGGGUCGUGCUGUCUCAUCGGGGCGAUCACUGACGACAGACUCUACGUGGCCAAUUUGGGGGACUCCCGGGCUGUUCUCGGCCGCUGCAGCUUGGGUGGGAGGGCCGUGGUGGCCGAGCGGCUGUCAACCGACCACAAUGUCUCAAUGGAGGAAGUCAGAAAGGAGGUUGCUGCGAAUCAUCCUGACGAUAAGCAAAUUAUUGUGCAUACCCGUGGGGCUUGGCGGAUCAAAGGGAUCAUUCAGGUCUCCAGGUCUAUCGGGGACGUCUACUUGAAGAAACCCGAGUUCAGUAGCGAUCCAUUGUUCCAGCAGUUUGUUUCUCCUGUUCCAUUGGAGAGGCCUGUCAUCACCGCAGAGCCAUCAAUUCGGGUCCAUAAGCUUAAGCCACAUGACUUAUUUUUUAUAUUUGCAUCAGAUGGACUAUGGGAGCAAUUAAGUGACGAAGCUGCAGUCAAGAUAGUAUUCAAGAACCCAAGAGCAGGAAUAGCGAAACGAUUGGUCCGAGCUGCUCUAAUUGAAGCUGCAAGAAAACAGGGAAUGAGUUAUGAUGAUCUAAAACAUAUUGAAAAGGGAAUUCGACGGCGUGUUCAUGACGACAUCACUGUUGUAGUGAUCUAUAUUGAUCAGCACCAUCAAGGUGGUCAUUCCAGAUUCAACCGCAGCAAUCAUGACUGCACUAGUGCACCUGUUGACAUCUUUUCAUUCAAUUUUGAUGAAUCUGAAGACCCUCUUCGGCGAGCUGAGUAAAUACUAUGUGGAGGUCAACCUGUACAAGUACAUAAUCUGUCGAUUUCAUUAUCAAUAAUGCUUCGAUAUAUAUAAUCUGUCUACCAUAAGCCUAUGAUCUAACAUAAGGUGCAGAAAAUUGGGUUGUUAGCUACUGUCGAAUUCGUGGGCAGCCGGUGAUGCCAAAGCAUGACCUAAGACUUGAGAUUUUUGGUAUGCACUUUUGUUGACAUUUUAUCAUAAUGUUGUAAACAUGUUUCAUUUUCAAAAUAAUUAUGAUGAUAAUAAUCGAGAAGUUGUAUCAAAGUGAUUGUUUGUGAUCGUAUGCAGUUUAGCAUUCAUCUCAAUUGCCAUUCAGAGGAGUUUGUUGUAAUUGGGCCUUUGCGAUUAGUGUGUUC
This is a messenger RNA of Musa acuminata AAA Group (dessert banana), 2001 nucleotides long. Its product is annotated as probable protein phosphatase 2C 78. Gene Ontology annotation, biological process: peptidyl-threonine dephosphorylation. The transcript has 4 exons. The record is from RefSeq and is a predicted model, not a curated record. Bases 494 to 1624 code for a protein of 376 amino acids. Gene Ontology annotation, molecular function: protein serine/threonine phosphatase activity; cation binding. NCBI's taxonomy places the organism in Eukaryota, Viridiplantae, Streptophyta, Magnoliopsida, Zingiberales, Musaceae.